Molecule: messenger RNA, 4656 nt
Organism: Phaedon cochleariae (mustard beetle)
Lineage: Eukaryota; Metazoa; Arthropoda; Insecta; Coleoptera; Chrysomelidae
Source: the annotation of a GenBank genome assembly
GAAGUUUAGAAUAGACAGCUGUGAAAACAAGAACGUCAAAAGUCAAAAUACUCAAAAUAUAAAAAAAAAACUUAAAAUAUACUAUUAUGGAAAAUCAUACUGAAAUUUUCGCCCUGAAUUUAUAAGAUUUUACACAAAUUUUACGUCUUAUUAUAUUAUAUAUCAUAAUGUGUACAAUAAACAGGACUGGUGGAAGACUUUUUGGCCCAGAAGGGUGUCAAGUCCCUAUUGGAAAAGGAAUAUGUGGUGAAACUAGGACAUUAGACAUUAUCAAUGAAUUCAAGAGAUUAUAUGAAGAAAAAAUGAAAGAAAUUGAUAAUAAUGGUGGUGGAGACAGCCUUCAGGAGAAGAUUAAGCUUCAACAAGAUUGGAUUGGAGAUCUUACUGAUCAAAAUGAAAUGCUUGUUAGAGCUGUUGAAGAACUUGAAGUUGAAGCUACAGAACGGGUGCACAUGUUGGAAGAAAAGUUACAACAAAGUGCAAAAUGCAUUGGUGAGGUUAUGAAGAGGUAUAGAGAAAAUGACAUGACCAACGACCUACUCAAAGAACCUCAAGAGAAAAUAUUUCACUUGGAAAAUGACAAGAAGAACUUAUUGGAAUUCAUAAGACGUAUACGUGUAGAAAAUGAAUGGAGCAUGGGCGGUUUGACAUUUUUUCAGAUAACUCAUCGAGAUCUUUUUGGAGAUGAAAAUGGAGAAGAUUUUUGGAAAGAAAAAUGUGACAGGUACUUAAUCUGUGAUAAUGAAAAGGAAGAAAAGAAAAUAAAGGAUCGAGAGUGUACAAUUCGAGAGCUACAUUUGAAACUCGGUGAUGUUAAUGAAUUGUCUAAGGAACUUCAAACCAAAAAACAGGAAUGUGACGCUCUACAAAAGAACCUCAUUGAUGUGCGACAAGCUUUGACAGAAGAAGUUGCUUCAAAGCACGAUACUAUUUUGAAGCUGAAAAAAGAUUACCAAGAAUUAGAAGAUCGAUGUAUUCAAGCUGAUAAGCAGACAGCUUUCAGAGAUGACAUAAUCAAGGAGUUGAGGAAGGAAAUAAAGCAGCUGAAACAACAGGUUACAUGUGAUGAAAUUGGAAAGUUGAAUAGUACGAUAGAAGAGCUACAUAAUACCUUACAGAAAACAAAGAGGGUACAAGAGGAUGAGGAUAAGAAAAAAGCAAAUACGAUAGACAUAUUGAAUAAUAGACUAAUAGAGCUUGAAAGUAGUUUGAAAGAAGCAGAAGAAAAAGUAAGGGUCUGUAAAAUAUGCAGAGGCCGUUCUCGAGUAGGGUUCGCAGAUACUUCAGAGGUUCAGACAGAUCAAACUGUGGUGUAUUCAGAUGCAGUUGCUAUGUUACAAGAUAGAGACGAAAUGAUUUUGUCUCAAUCUGAAACUUUGAAUAUGUUCCAACACGAAUUGCAAACUUUAAAAAAUAAAGAAUCGGAACUAAGAAGAGAAACAGAGAAUUAUCAUAUGGAAACAGAAUACUUGAAGAAUACAAUCAAUGAAUUGGAAAAAGCCAGGAACAAUGAUUCUGUCAUCGAUGAUAGAGGUUUAGAGAAGCUAAUGGAGUCGAUACAAAACAGGGAUGAAAUUAUCAAAAAUCAAAAUGAAACAUUGAUAUUAAUUCAACAAGAGUUGGAGCUGUCAAAGAAGCAAGAUUCAGAUAUGAAUUCAGAAAGGGAAAAAUAUUGUUGUAAUAUAGAACUUUUAAAACAGAGGAUUGAAGAGUUGGAAAGCUCACUAAAAUAUGCAGAAGGACGUGCAGACAAUUUACAAACAGCAGUGAAUUUAUACGUGAACUCUCUAAAUGUAAUGGAAGCUACAGAAGAAAAAUACAAAAUUGAGAUUGAUCAACAAAGAGCAACAAUCAUAAAUCUUCAAAGUGUGCUGGUUAGCACAAAACAAGAGUUAGAUUAUUUGAGACAUAAAUCUGAAGAGAAUUCUAUGGAUGAGCAAAAACGCGUUAGUAGAUAUAUAUCUCUCAUGACCGCAUCUAGAAUCGAGAACGAGAAUUUACAAACACUGUGUGGUGAUUUACUGGUUGAAUAUAAAAAACUUGAAGAACUGAAUUUGACCGUCGAAAUAGAAUACUGCAAUAAUCUGCAAGACGUCGAUGAAUUGGACUACCAACUUUUCAAGUAUCAAUAUGAGAUAAAAUUGAAUGAGGAAGAAAACGGACAAUAUAAAAAUAGUCUCAAGAAAUUGAUGAAACAGAAAAAGUGUUAUGAAGAGAUUAUUGUUUACUUCAAACAUGAAAUGGGCCUAAUGUCUGAGCAAUUACAGAAUUUGCAGGAUUUGUUGAAUCUUUCCAAUGAAUCUGCUCAAGAGGAACAUUCCAAGCUGGCGCAGGCCUUCAUGAAUGUUCAAACUCUGAACCAACAACUGUCGACUCAACUGACUGCUGCAGAACAAAAAGUGCUCCUGGAAAAUCAGAUGAAUCAACUACAUGAGGUCAAAAUCUGCGAACUUGAAAGACUAGUUAGCGAGAAAGAAGUAGAUCUCAGUCGUCACGAUCAAGCAAUUCUUGACAUAAGACAAACACUCCAAGACUCCUUGAAACAGAACGAAGAUUCGCAUCGCACGAUACUGUCAUUGAAUGAAACGAUUGGGAAACUGCAACAUGCAGUCAAUAAAUAUGAAACCGAUAACUGCAUGUCCAGAGAAAGUAACGAGAACUGUCAAUUACAAAUCAAUUCCUGCAAAGAAAAAUUAGUGGAACUGAAAGAUGCUUUAGAGAGAAAAACUUCCGAGCUUUGUAAACUAGAAAUGGCGUACAACAACCAAAACAGAACUUUGCAAUCUGCCCAAAUCGAAAUGAAGGAAAUGAAAGAAAGGCAGAAGAGCAAACAGUGCCACAUGAAAUGUAUCAUAGAAGAAUUGAAGGACAAACUUGCUCAGUAUGAAGGAAAACAUAAGGGAUUAUUGGAAGAGUUGAAACAACUCCAAACUCAGUUAGGAAUUGUAACUAGAAAAGAUGCAGUGAAAGAGGUUGAAAUAAAACGCUACAGGAAGAUUAUUGGAGAUCUAAAAAGGACACUUAUUGAACUGAAUAGGAGUUUGUCGAGAAAGAAUGUCAAAUUUGAGAGUAGAUGCAAUAAUGAAGAAUGUAGAAAGUAUAUGGCACAAUCUGAAGAACUCAGAGAUCAACAAGAAACACCUCCCACCUGUCCUUGUGAAGUUGAGUUUUAUCAAUCUAUUGUAGAAACACUAAAGAAAUCGGUGAUUGAUUUGAAGAAAAAAUUAGCUGAGACCCAAAAGAAAAACCAAGAGCUCGAAGAGGAUCAGAAAUUUAAAGAAUCACAAUUUGCUGACAUAUCAAAAUCACAAAUGGAGUGCAACAUUUUGAAACAAAAACUUAUGGAACGAUUAAAACAAGCGCAAGCAGAAGAAACUCGCUAUUCGGAAAUGGCGAACCAGUUUGAAAGAGAGCUGGCAUCGUUGAGACAAGAGUUGGAAGUCAAGACUAUACAGUUGGAUGAGUGCAAAAAGAGUGCGCAAGAAAUAAACAGUUGCCGGUGUGUUCAGCUGGCGUGUGCUGAAGAGGAGGCGAGCGCUCUCAAAGAGGAACUCAAUAAUCUUCUAAGGAAACAUUGUGCACUUAAUGUUGAGAAUGAAAAGCUACACUCACAAAGUGCAAGAAUGCAGUCAACAGUCGUUAGUCUCGAAGAAAAAAGUCAGCUGUUGAAAGGACAAGUUGAGCAAUACCUUCUGGAGUUACAAAUGGUACAAAACGAAAAAGAGAGCCUACUAGAAAAGAAUCGAGAUCUCCUCAACGAGCUGAGAUCACUACAGUCAUCCUACCAUUCCGCUGGCAAACAGCAAAGGUAUAAUUCAGAAGCGGUGAAAAUUCUUGAAUUGGAGCUAAAUGAGAUUAAAAACAAUCGAGACGAAAUUUGUUUCGAGAGUAAAAAUGUUAUAAACUACUUCAGGAACUGGUUGCAAGAACAGAGAAAAAUCAACCAGCAUGUUAUUGCUAAGGAGAGAGAUUUUCGUGAGACUAUUGAAACGUUAAAACAAGAAAAUGAAGAAUUGCGCUUUCAGCUUCACCCCCAAGUACAAAGGCAAUGUGUCAGAAAUACCUCUUGCAUAAGAUCUGCGACCCCACCACCGGCUUGCCAAUCUCCAUGGAGCCUGGGAUCCCAAGGAACUGCCUCCGUCCAUGAGGAGAGCCCUUCCAGAAGUCCGUGUUUGAAUGAGGAAUGCGAUUGGUUUUCUCAGUCUUUCAGGAACGAAUCUGAAGAUGAUGAAGAGGAUUGGGUGACCAAAGUGGAAGAUUUGGCAGCUCAGGUGAGAAGAACUAAUAGAAUGUGGAAAAACAAGAUGGGGAAUUCAGAUUAUAUGGUGACCAGGGAUCCUAAGAAAUGACAUGCAACUUCUGAAUUUAUUUACAAAAUGAUCAAUAAUAAUUUUAUAUGUGUGAAUUUUUUGUACUAAAAUACUCGGUUAGUUGCCAAUUAUUUAUUAUACUUUAAGUUUUUUUACUUUGUAUGAUACAUUGAGUGAUUUUUGUCUUGUCUAAAUCACUGUUUUUUAUAAAUAUACAAUCACAUAACAAUUAAUUAAAUAUCAUUCAUUAUUUUUUUCAUUACAAAAUAUCACUAUGAGUUCUCUCAAUAUUUUAGUCUCAAAUUGUUGUGAUAGCUGCCACUUGAAUUGUCUGGUUAUCUGAUGU